ACUCUCCUUGGAGCUUUGCGGAGGAGACUUCCCGCUGAAGUUACUGCGUGCCUGAAUGGGAAAAGCAGCUGGCAGCCCUCUGAGGUCUGGCCGUAGGAUGUGGGGUGAGCUAGACAGAUACUGCCCAGGCUACUUACAGUCAAUUACUUUACUUGGAGAGCUAUUGUCCAUUUGUGUGUAAAAGAAGAAGAAAAAGAAAAGAGAAGAAAAGAAAAGAUAAAAGAAAAAAGAUGAGAUUCCAGCCCCUUUUUUGGGUAUUUUUUAUUUUUGUGAUGAGUCUCCUUUUUAUCAGCGAACAGAAACCAGUUAAUUUUCCCAGGAGAAGAAAACUAUACAGACACAACUGCUUCCGCAGGAGAUGCAUUUCGCUUCAUUCUCGAGUGCCCUUCCCAUGAGGUAUUUCUGGACAGACGGGGUUCCCCCGGCCCCGGCGCCU
This is a messenger RNA of Grammomys surdaster, 436 nucleotides long. It is a transcript of the gene Apela, whose product is annotated as apelin receptor early endogenous ligand. The transcript has 3 exons. NCBI's taxonomy places the organism in Eukaryota, Metazoa, Chordata, Mammalia, Rodentia, Muridae. The record is from RefSeq and is a predicted model, not a curated record. Bases 231 to 395 code for a protein of 54 amino acids. Gene Ontology annotation, biological process: heart development; apelin receptor signaling pathway. Gene Ontology annotation, molecular function: apelin receptor binding.